Anopheles coluzzii is the source of this 4222-nucleotide messenger RNA. RefSeq lists its product as uncharacterized. The record is from RefSeq and is a predicted model, not a curated record. The transcript has 3 exons. Lineage: Eukaryota; Metazoa; Arthropoda; Insecta; Diptera; Culicidae. The coding region runs from base 1857 to 4046 and encodes 729 amino acids.
GUCCUUGGAAAGAAUUCGAGAAAGUUUUCCAUUGUACAGGCGGUCCCCGAGAUACACGGUACCUCUUAUACACGGAUUCGGAGAUACGCGGAUUUCUAAAUUUGACAAUUCUUUGAACAAAUUGUACUGAUUUGACACAUCAAUUUUAAAUUGCCAAACAAUUUCCGUUUUGAUCGAAUGUUAAAAACUAUUUCAAAUGGUUUAAAACUGUUAUAUUCAGUCAGAAUCAUAUCAACUAAUUCAUAAAGUAACUAUAACCUCCCCCUACUUGCAAAAUUACACGACCAUUACUGAUAUUUUAGCUGGAAACCACGAGAUUCGACUUACGCGGAAAUUCGAGAUACGCGGUAUUUUGUGGCCGUUUUCGGUCCCCAUCAACCGUGUAUCUCGGGGACCGCCUGUAUUAGAUUUUUUUUCUUAUUUUCAAAGUCUCUGCUUGUAAAGGAUUUCUUCAGUAGAUCAAAUACGAAAGAAAGUACUGAUUUGCCGGGUGAAAAUAGGAACGAAGUGUCAACGGGGUUAGUGUAUUAGAGUGUAUAGGUUUAUACCUAACGUAUUAAUAAAAGCAGGACGUAACCCUCUAUCUAAUAAGAUAACGAAUCUGCCCUAGUAUGUAUCUGUAUUAUUGAGUAUGAAUAUAUCCCUAAAAGCAUGGCUCAAUGAAUGAUUGUAUGUUUCUUCCAAUUUAUUCAUUUCUAACAUGCAAUCUAUCCUUUAUAGAAACUUUUGCUCGAAUUUCUUUCUAUUUUCUCCAACUAUGUUUUCAUUUAACGUCCGUUGUUGUUAUAUGUGCAUGGGGUGCGUUGUGUGUGUGUGUGGCAGCUUAUAAGUGAAAGAAUAACAAAAAAAAUAAUGCAAACCGAUCGAAAGUUGUUGUUAUGAUGCCAGAAGUUGUGGAAAGAAAGAAAGUAAGACAAAUAAAAGCAAAAUAAGUAAAUGUUGAAACAGGAAACUAGCAAAACGAGGAGAGAGAGCGAGAGAAACUAAAAACAAAAAUAAAAGAGGAAAAAUUUAAACAUUAUAUGCUGCAAAGAAGGAAGUGCAGACAGAACUGGAACAUUGAAAACGGAAAAGCAAAACAUACAGUGGCUUUUGAUACGAAUAAAAAAAUGACUAAAAAUAUAGUACAGAAUGUAGAGGAAGAGAUGAAAAAACAAAAAUUAAAAAAAAAACAGAGAAAAAGACAGAAUAAGCGACAAAUACAUACAUACACUACGUAAUAUAUCAACAUACACCAUUGAGUUUUGUACAUGUGUUGUGUGCAUGUGUGCUAAAAAAGGGAAACAAUAUUUCCCGCUCGCUCGCGGAGAUAAGCAUGGAUAUGGUAAAUGGAAAAAAAAAUCUCGUAAAAAGAGUUAAAUCGGUUGAGGAGUUUAUGACACUACUGUUGACAAUGAUUUUGAAAAGAGAGUAAAGUAAAGAGUGAAGCAGGGAAAAUAACAUAAGAAAAUAAUACCAAGCAGACGCACAUGCACUAACAGCAAACCUACCAAUAAAGAAAUCAAUAAAAAAAAAACGAAAGACUCAGAGUAAUAAACGCAAAUCAAUAUUCAAACCGCAAGUGUGUAUAUUUAAUUAAAAAGUUUAAAUAAUUUUUUAAAAAUCUAAAAAUUUAAGGUAAUAAUAAUCCUUCUCCAACGCAGAAUGGAAAACGACACAUGGCAACUACUUCACAACACACACAGCCUGCUUUGGUGGAACAAUUUUCCUGUAGAACACACCUGGAACACCAAAAACGCUUUCAGAAAAGAACAUUUCAAUCUAAGUAGCCAUAACAGCGUGUGAGUGUACUGAGAGGAACGUCCUACGCUUAGAACAGAAGACAGACAACGAACGCGUACUAAAUUAUCCACAAAAUGAAAACGAAAUUUCCCUGCGAUGACAAUGCCCACGCCGAGCACGCUCGUUUGCUAGCCGUUUGGAAGAGUUGCGAAUACAUACGGUGCCAGCUAGAGCCGGUCGCAGAAAAGCUACGGCUACAGUUCCAGCAGCAAGAUUCCUGCCAUUCCGGCACGAUACCGGUGUACCUGUUUGCCAACAUCCUUGCCUGCCACCUGGGAGAAGCUGUGAACAAGGAGUCGGUUUGUCAGCUUGCCGAAUACUUUAGCGCCACUGCUGGCCGCACGUCGUACGAUCAGUUUUGCGAUGUUCUGUUCGGCAAAGAGAAGGGCACCCGCUCGCCCUAUGAUGGUGAUGUUCGCGACCAUCCUGACGAUCGCUUGUCCGUGUACGAACAUCGCAAGCUGGCGCUGAUGCUGAUGUCGAUCGCGAAAGCGUUGCGCUAUCGGGAGCACGUGCUAACGCCCUACUUCGAGGACUACUCGCUAACGACCAACACGGCACCAUACUGCACGGUACGGUAUGCGACACGCGUGCUUUACUUUUUGGGAGUAACGCUCGCCAAGCCGGACACCGUUCUGCUCGUAAAGCGCUUCUCGACCAAUGGGCAUAAUUUCAACUACAAAGCAUUUAUCGACGAGAUCGAUCAGCUGGUUCGCUAUGUGGAUGCGCACGACGGUGCACUCGACCGGGAGAAGGAUGAUGCGGCAGUGCCACCGAAAAUCAUACACACCCACCUGCCUAAGGUGGAUCGUACGGAGAUUGGUACCGUACCGUUGGCCACCCUGCUGGGUAAGCGUUUCGCUUUUCAUCCCUGUUUGGAUGCGGCCCGGCGGGACUAUGGGCUGGAGGAGCUGCUCCUGCGCAUACAGCGACACAUUUGGAAUGGAUCGAUCGGUGCGAAGGACUUUUUCCAGCCGUACGAUCCGCAGCGCUGUGGAUGGAUGGCCAAGAGCACCUUUAUCCGCUGCCUGGACGUGAUAGGACUUUCGCCCCUCGAUCGAUUGCCUUUGAAUGAGCGGGAAAUUAAGCAGCUUUGCAAACGAUAUGCUGACCCGAAAGAUCCUUGCAAAGUGCACUGGACGGCUUUUGUGGACGAAAUGGAGCGGGUGUUUACGGAGAAGCAUCUGGACAAGGGGCCGUUCAAGCAGCUCGAAAGUCCUCCACAGGCGGUGAAGAAUUUACCCCACCCUGGGAAGGAACAGCUGGCCGAGGACGCACUCCACGAUGCUGAGCGGAUUGUACGUGAGCUGAAGCGCAAAAUCGCCUGCAAAAGCAUAUUGAUCGAGCCACCGUUCCAAGAUUUCGAUACGCAUCGUAACGGUCACGUUAGCUUCAGCCAAGCUCGGGAAGUGUUUUCCAUGUGUGCCGUACAUCUGGAGGAGCGGGAAGCUUUCCUGCUGGAAAAGCUGUACGGUGACACAUUGGGCUUUCAUUACAAUCAAUUCCUGAAGGAUGUUGGAGUGACGGUUCCAGCCGAUGAGAACAGCACACUUCCGUAUCGAAAAAUUAUCGAAAUGAUCAACAAAGACCAAACGGCACCGGCAGAGCCGAUGCCCUGGGAGCGAGAUAUCGUUCGAGUGCUGGCAAAGGUGAAGGCCCAAACUGUACGGCGCCGGUUACGGUUGGUAGAUUAUAUGGAAGGAUUUGAUCCGCUAAACCACCACCGUAUCAGCGAUGAGCAGUUCUGCCGAGGCUUGUCAACGGCCAGCGUUCAGCUGACUCCGAACGAGAUGCAGCUGCUGUGCGAGCUGUUCCGCACACCCACCUGCCAGACGGUGGACUACAGGCGGUUCUGUGAUACCGUAGCCGAAGUCGACUAUCAACCGUACCUGGAGCGAGCACCGCUGCUAGUACCGUGCAGCCAUUUUCCGGCCGACGAGCAGCCGGUCAAUUUUCUCAACUUCCACGAGCGAACCAUCCUGUCCAAGGUGCUGCAGAAGCUCGCCCGCCAUGCGGACAUUGUGUCGAAUUUGGGCUCGCUGCUGAAAGAUUUCGACCGGCAGCAGAUCGGACACGUGGGCCGAAACCAGUUGCUGCGCGCGUUCGCAACGCGCGACCUGCACACGCGCAUCUCGAGCCGCGAGUUUGAGACGCUGUGCAAGUAUUUUGCGGUGGAAGUUGGCUAUCGACAGGAAGUGAACUACCGUGCGCUGCUGGACGCAUUGGAUUAUUUGUACGAAAAUCGAGAAGUUCAUCCAUUUUAAGCACGAUUUAUUCUGUCAAAUAAAGAUUUUUAUGUCUUGAAACGACCAAGCGUUUUACGGUUAGCAGAAGGUUAAUAGGCCGUUUUAAUAAUAUUUUGCACGAUUCAGAAGAGCACACAAAUAAUUAUACACAGAAGUCGGUGGCUUACGUCUGUUCAGUUCAAUGUCGCGCCAAG